Melospiza georgiana is the source of this 1761-nucleotide messenger RNA. Its product is annotated as leucine-rich repeat-containing protein 14-like. NCBI's taxonomy places the organism in Eukaryota, Metazoa, Chordata, Aves, Passeriformes, Passerellidae. Gene Ontology annotation, cellular component: cytoplasm. The record is from RefSeq and is a predicted model, not a curated record. The transcript has 5 exons. The coding region runs from base 1 to 1761 and encodes 586 amino acids. Gene Ontology annotation, molecular function: protein binding.
AUGGGGGCCAGCGGGAGUUGCGGGCGGGCGGUGAGUGGGGGGCGCCAUGAGGAUCGGGAAUCGGGAUUGGGACCAGGACUGGAGUCUAUGAUCGGGAUUAGGACCGGGAUUGGGGUCGGGAAUUGGGGUCGAGGAUCCAGGGAAGCUGCGCCGAGAACCCCAAAGCCGCCUCAGAGCGAACCUCCCCCUCUCUCCAAGCGUCAGCCAAUAGGAAGCAAACAAGGAAGUAAAGCUUCCGUACGCGCUGGGGGCAGCCGGGGGCUGCGGGCGGGCGCCCCGCCGAUGGAUUCCCUCCUCUUCCUCUGCGCCCGCCGCGUCGUCGCCCACCGCCCUCUUCCCGUCCUUCCCGCCGAUCUCCACCCCGUCCUCUUCCAGGCGGCGUUCCUGGACGGGCGGCCCCUGGUGCUGCGGGACCUGGUGGCCGCGUGGCCGUUCCCGGUGCUCAACUUCCAGCGGCUGGUGGGGCGCCGGGAGCUGCUGCGGGACCAUCCCUGCAAGCUCUGCGUCCAGGCCGUCAUCCUGGCCGUGGUGGCGCAGCUGCGGCGGCAGCUGGAGGAGCCCGGCCACGACGCCAGCCUGCGCGUUCUGGACAUCACCGGCCUCCCGGAUUCGGCGUCCGGCCGCGCUCCGGCCGGGAUGAGCGUCUGGUCGGGCACGGUGGCUUUGGCCAAGGCUUGCGUGGAGGUGUCCAAGCACCAGCGGGAAUUCCAGCGGCGCGGAUCCAAGCGGCACAAAGGCCGCUCCGGCGCCGCCACGGCCGCGGCCGCUCCGCAGCCCCCGGGCGUCGACGUCCACGCCGACCUGUUCGUCAACGGGACGUCCUACGGGAUCCUGCGCGACGCGCUCCAGACCGGAUCCGCCGGCCCGCUGCGCCUCAAGUGCCGCGAGCUCCAAGCCGAGGAGCUCUCGGCGUCGGCCAUCGCGGCGCUGCUGGAAUCGCUGGACCCGUCCUUCCUGCGCAGGGUGGACCUGAGAUUCAACAACCUGGGGCUGGCCGGGCUCUCGGUGAUCCUGCCGCACCUCUCGCGCUUCCCGGAGCUGCGCAGCCUCAAGCUGCAGUACAGCAACGUGGACGUGCGGCGCCCCACGCCCGAGUCGGCCAUCGGCAUCCGGUGCCUGGCCGGGCAGCUGGGAAUGCUGCCCAGCCUGCGCGAGCUCAACCUGGGAUCCUCCCGGCUCUCCGGGAACCUGCGCCAGAUCCUCUGCGACCUCCAGGCGCCGUUGGAGAGCUUGGAAUUGGCCUUCUGCUCCCUCGUCCCCGCCGACCUCGCCUUCCUCUCCCAGAGCUUCCACGCGCCGGCCCUCAAGCGCCUGGACCUGAGCGGCCACGACUUCUCCCAGGGCCUCCUGGAGCCGCUGCGGCUGCUGCUGGAGGAGACCUCGGCCUCGCUGCUGCACCUGGACCUCAUGGAAUGCCGCAUGGCCGACCCCCACCUGGACGCGCUGCUGCCGACGCUGCGCCGCUGCUCCCGCCUGCGCUUCCUGGGACUCUACGGCAACUCCCUGUCCACGGCCGCGCUCAAGGAGCUGCUCCACAAGACCCUGGAGCUGCCCGACCUCCGCCUGGUGGUCUACCCCUUCCCCGUGGAUUGCUACAGGCCGGAGGGGUCGCGCUGGGGUUUGGGGGACGCGGUGGAUGAGGAGAUGGUGGCCAUGGUGGAGGUGGAGUUGGGGCGGAUGCUGGAGGGUUCCGGGAGGAGCGACCUCGUGUGGAGCUGCAACCCCUGCGGGCACGGGGAGUUGGAUUUCUUCGCGCUGUGA